Messenger RNA from Cyclopterus lumpus (lumpfish), 3947 nucleotides. RefSeq names its product EH-domain containing 4 (gene ehd4). Gene Ontology annotation, molecular function: protein binding; GTP binding; calcium ion binding. The record is from RefSeq and is a predicted model, not a curated record. Gene Ontology annotation, cellular component: clathrin-coated pit; presynaptic membrane; cytoplasm. Gene Ontology annotation, biological process: clathrin-dependent synaptic vesicle endocytosis; endosomal transport. Bases 269 to 1909 code for a protein of 546 amino acids. Lineage: Eukaryota; Metazoa; Chordata; Actinopteri; Perciformes; Cyclopteridae. The transcript has 8 exons.
UAGGCGCACCAGCAUCCGUCACGUCACCACAAACACGCGCACAGAGGAGGCAGUGUGUGCAGAGCAGCGGAGACUCCCAGGUGCCAAACACACACGCACACACACGCGCGCGCACACACUCUUUCCUCUGUCUGGAGGAGGAACGACGGAGCCGAAAAAAAAAAACCUUCCGGAAUAAUUUGGAAACAUCGAAACAGGGAAGUUGGGACUCGAGCGCGUGAGCUUUCAGCGGUUGUGUAAAAAAAAAAAGAAAAAAAAAGUGAGCAGCAUGUUCAGCUGGGUGAAGCAGGAGCAAGGUGGCCGCAACAAGGACGGAGAGAUGUACCAGACGGUCACGGAGGGGCUGCAGAGCCUCUACCUCAAGAAGCUGCUGCCGCUGGAGGAGACCUACCUCUUCCACGACUUCCACUCCCCGGCCCUGGAGGCCGCCGACUUCCAGAGCAAGCCCAUGGUGCUGCUGGUCGGCCAGUACUCCACCGGAAAAACCACCUUCAUCAGGUACCUGUUGGAGCAGGAUUUCCCGGGCAUGCGGAUCGGUCCGGAGCCGACCACCGACGGCUUCAUCGCCGUGAUGCACGGCGAGAACGAGGGCAUCAUCCCCGGCAACGCUCUGGUGGUCGACCCCAGGAAGCCCUUCAGGAAGCUCAACGCGUUUGGAAACUCCUUCCUCAACAGGUUCAUCUGCUCUCAGAUGCCCAAUCAGGUUCUCCAGAGCAUCAGCAUCAUCGACACUCCCGGCAUCCUGUCUGGAGAGAAACAGCGAAUCAGCAGAGGUUAUGACUUUGCGGAGGUCCUGCGUUGGUUCGGGGAGCGAGUGGAUCGGAUCAUUCUGCUGUUCGACGCUCACAAACUGGACAUUUCAGACGAGUUCUCCGAAGCCAUCCGAGCCUUCAAAGGGCAAGACGACAAGAUCCGAGUCGUCCUCAACAAGGCCGACCAGGUGGACACGCAGCAGCUGAUGAGGGUGUAUGGCGCCCUCAUGUGGUCACUGGGAAAAGUGAUCAACACGCCAGAGGUGGUGAGAGUUUAUCUGGGAUCCUUCUGGGGCAAACCGCUGCAGAACACGGAGAACAGGCGUCUAUUUGAGGCGGAGUCUCAGGACCUGUUCAAGGACAUCCAGAGUCUCCCGAGAAACGCGGCGCUCCGUAAACUCAACGACCUCAUCAAGAGAGCGAGGCUGGCCAAGGUGCACGCUUACAUCAUCAGCUACCUGAAGAAGGAGAUGCCGUCUCUCUUUGGCCGUGAGAAGAAGAAGGAGGAGCUUAUCUCGAGGCUUCCAGAGAUCUACUGCAUCCUGCAGAGGGAGCACCACAUCAGCCCCGGAGACUUCCCCAACGUCACCAAGAUGCAGGACAUGCUGCAGCACUACGACUUCAACAAGUUCCCGUCCCUGAAGAUAAAGCUGAUCGAGUCGGUGGACAAGAUGUUGGCCACGAAGAUCGCCGGUCUGAUGUCGAUGAUCCGGGACGAGGAGUCCAAGGCGCCGCCGGCGAUGGUGUCCGGCGGCGCCUUCGAGGGCUCCCAGGACGGGCCCUUCGGCCGGGGCUACGGCGAGGGCGUCAGCGCCGGGGCGGACGCCGAGGACUGGAUCGUCAGCCGCGAGAAGCACCGCUACGACGAGCUCUUCUACAUGCUGAUGCCCGUCAACGGCAAGAUCACCGGCGUCAACGCCAAGAAGGAGAUGAUGAACUCGCGGCUGCCCAACACCGUGCUGGGGAAGAUCUGGAAGCUGGCCGACUGCGACCAGGACGGCAUGCUGGACGACGAGGAGUUCGCGCUCGCGCAGCACCUCAUCAAGAUCAAGCUGGAGGGCUUCGAGCUGCCCGGCGAGCUGCCCGACCACCUGGUGCCCCCGGCACACCGCAAGAACCCCACCGCCGACGCCCUGUACAACCACAGCGAGGACUAGAGUGUACCACGGGUUUCUGCUGCUGAUCAGACUCACUGGAGAACCAAUCAGCUGACAGACGGUCAGUUUUAGGAUUUACUCGCCACCAACACGGAUCAACUCAUACACAUAAAUAUAUAUAUAUAUAUAUAUAUAUAUAUAUAUAUAUGUGUGUGUGUGUUCAAUUUCAUUUCAACAAAGAAGUAAAAAGGAAAAAAAACGCAGCUUCUCCUCUUGCCUUUUAAUCUGGGGACUUUUAUUUUGAAGAAAAGGACACUGUGUCUAAAAGACAUUUUAACUUCCUGCCUUAAUCUUUUUCCGUCGUAAUCCUCCUCUGAGUGUCUCGGUGACUUAUUCAAUAUUUGGAGGCAACAAAAUAUAAAAUAUCCCACAGGAAGAAGCGUUGACCUUCAGAAUAAAAGUGUGAGCGGUUUAUAUAGUGUCUUCUUUAAUAAUCAGUGUCAGAAUAAUACAAUAUUAUAACAAGUUUCCUGAACAUAACGGAGUAUAAACUAGUUCUGUUUGGUUAUAAUGUGUAGUUUGUGUGUGCGGAUAAAACGGCGUUAAAUUGCGUCAUAUUUUUACUGAAUUAUGAUUAUUAUUAUUUGCCGCUUUUAUUCUGAAGGCCAGGAAGCUUUAUUUUAAAGUGUACCGUGUGACUGUGCAAGACGUGAUGUUCGCCCUCAACCGGGUGAGAUAUGAACUGAUCUGAGGACGACGUUUUGUACUGAAACGAGUUUUUUUCGAUUUCCUCGCUCCGAAAAUAUAAUGAGAAAACAAGUUUAUAUUUAUAUAUAUAUAUAUAUAUAUAUAUAUAUAUAUAUAUAUAUAUAUAUAUAUAUAUAUAUAUAUAUAUAUCCACAAAGUGUCAUCGUUUCAUUUCCUGUCGAUGGACUUUCAGAAUAAAAGAUGAAUAACACUUGAAGCUGACGUCACCAGUCGUCUUUACGUCCACACGUUUGAGAACAGGAAGCAGUUACUGUCCGUCUGACGGGUUCAGAGUUAGUCCAGAUCCAGGACGCCAGAGUUUCCUCAGGUCGUCAGAGGUCAAAGGUCAGAGUCUGUCCUGUUUGAACAGCGCCAGGCGGAGACGACGGCCGCCGCCAGUUCUCCUGGGACGACUUCACGACGUCCUGCAGUCCACCGUUUGUGUUUCCUUACAUUGUAACGGUGACCUUUGACCUCUGCCCACUGCUGAUGGAAACGGCUUCAUUCAUCAAGGGCCAACAUGUUCAGAACCAACGCAAAACAAAAUGGCGACGACCAAAAUGCCAAACUCGAGGCUUCAAAACGUCCACAAACCAACGCAUGGCCUCACAAUGAAUACGUUCACUUCUUAUAACCAGUUCAUGAAUUAUAGUCUUGAAUAUUAAAUACAUUAAGAAACUUCUUCUUCUACUUCUUCUUCUGUUGAUUUUUAAGGCGGUUGUCCUCCAUAAGAAGAAUAUAAUAUAUGUGCGUGAACAGUUAAAAUCACUCGCGGUGCCUGAAAAGUUGAUCCCCAGCACUGAUCCAGGACCAGCGUGUGAAAGAGAGCUUCAUGUUCAACGAAAGGGAAACGGUUCCUGAAUGUGCCUUUUUUUUUUUUAUACCACAACUAGAUCUGUACGAUUUUAAAAUGAGCUUUUAUUCUGAAAACCAAAGAACUGCGUUUGUGCCUGUCUUCAAAGAUCCUCUCCAGGUGUGUUUUCCAGGUGCCGAUUGGUCCGGUUCCCUCUCCUCUGUUCUCAUGACGGGACAGAAGUCGUCCUCGAGGAUUCAGCAGCUGGGCGGCUUCCUGUUUUUUUUGUUUUUUAGGAGUAAAUGUGAGUCUUUAUAAAGGACUUCGGUGAAUAAACGUGUAAAUUUAAUGGGGAAUGUUUUCCGUGUAACGUGUUUUGUUUUUUAAAAGAGAGCAACGAGACUUCAAUUCUGAAUCUUCAUCUGUCUGAAAUGUAAAAGGUUUUAUUUUUGUGACUUUGAUGUAUUUCGUAUUCUUGUUGUUUCAACGUGUCACCGGUCAGAGGUCUCAUCCUGUCAUCAGAGCCGGAGACCAAUAAAGUUUAUUCAAACACACAUA